Messenger RNA from Desarmillaria tabescens, 339 nucleotides. RefSeq lists its product as uncharacterized. Bases 1 to 339 code for a protein of 112 amino acids. NCBI's taxonomy places the organism in Eukaryota, Fungi, Basidiomycota, Agaricomycetes, Agaricales, Physalacriaceae. The record is from RefSeq and is a predicted model, not a curated record. Gene Ontology annotation, molecular function: protein binding. The transcript has a single exon.
AUGACAGCAGAGCAAGAAACAACACUUCUCAACGCCCAGAUCGCCCAACUCGAAACCAAACGAGAUGCACUCACUCAACAUGCAGCAAUGUGUCGCUCAGCACUUACUCCAAUCUGCCGUCUACCGCACGAUAUGCUCCAGGAGAUAUUUUCUUGGGCAUGCGAUCUCGGAGUGGAUCGGGAAUGGCGUGCACCAUGGUUGUUGGGCCAGGUAUGCGGUUCGUGGCGCGAUGUCAUGAUGACCUCCCCAUUCUUGUGGUCUACCAUAGCCACCCCGCUCCCCGAUGUUCAUCCAUCCCUCUUAUCCGAAGCUCUCCAGCGCUCGGGGGCCACCCACUGA